Molecule: messenger RNA, 2749 nt
Organism: Gigantopelta aegis
Lineage: Eukaryota; Metazoa; Mollusca; Gastropoda; Neomphalida; Peltospiridae
Exons: 15
Coding region: 1-2460 (819 amino acids)
Molecular function (GO): DNA-binding transcription factor activity; zinc ion binding
Source: RefSeq, a predicted model, not a curated record
AUGGCGAAGACAAGAAAAAGUGAAAAGGAGAUGUUACUGUCGAUACUUUUAGUUAGGAGACUGAGACGUGUGUUUGAUCGUACAGUAGAGGGUAUUUCUCAACUUCUAUUUCCAGAUUAUAACGGACCACAGAACUUUCCCGAAGAAUGGCCACAACUUAAAGAAACUGUGAGGAUAGUGUCACGAUCUACAGUUGUACCUUUACUGUAUGCAGGGUACCGCCAACCACUUGACACAAUUAUAAUACAGAAGAUACAUGAACUGGCUGAUGAUGGCCUCAGGAAUGUCUCUCACAUCAAGAGACAACUUGAAGUUUUUGUUGAGAAGGAUAUGAUUAGCAACUUCUGUGACCUCAACAUCCAAAAGAGCAACAGGCGGUUUUAUGCCACUAAAAAGGAUAUACGCAAUCAUCUCCACCAGGCUGUUACAGCUUCACGGAAAGUAACUGGAACAGUGUUCUCGCUACUCCAUUUUGCCUCCUUCCUUUCACGUUCUGGCACCCUCCUUUAUUUUUCUGCGCACCUCUUUAUUUUUCCGCGCCCAGAUUUAGCGACGAUGAUCAAACGAACUUACUGCAACUUACAGAUGCUUGGAAAUCCAACAAACCAGCUGAUAGGUUAUUUUAUCGUGCUGCAGGCAAAUGAAGCAAAUGAACAUGAUCCGGAAAGUUUUCUGUGGAUCUUCCAGUCUGAAUUCCAGAGAAAAAUGUUGAACAAAUAUGGUGCUGAAAUUACAUUACUGGAUGCUACAUAUCAAACCACAAAAUAUGAUUUACCUCUGUUCUUCUUGUGUGUUUGUAGCAAUGUGGGUUACAUGAUUGUUGGAGCUUUUGUGAUUGGUAAAGAAACCAAAUGUAACAUCCAGGAAGCAUUAACUAUUAUAAAGAAAUGGAACCCAGACUGGUUUCCAGCAUUUUUCAUGUGUGAUUGUGACCAUAGAGAAAUAGCAGCACUGGAAAGUAUAUUUCAAGGAACCCAUGUGUACCUUUGCGAUUUCCAUAAAUACCAAGCUUGGCAAAGAUGGCUACGGUCCAAGAAAAAUGGAAUUGGCCAAAAUAAAGAUGACAUUCUUAAACGAUUAAUGAAGAUCUCCAAUGCACAGACUAAUGAAGAAUAUGAAAUUGAAGUUAAACAUCUGAAGGAAAGCAACAUAUUCAAAGACAAUUUGGCUUUCCAAAAUUGGAUUUCAAAACAUUGGUUGGCAGAACAUACGAGAUGGGUAUAUUGCUUCAGAAAGAAUAUAUUUAACAUCCGUGUGAAUACAACAAAUGGUUUGGAAAACCAGCAUAAGCUGCUGAAGGAGAAUUAUCUACGGCAGUUUAGUUUGGGGAAAACAUUGUCAUCUGCAUUAUCUGUGCUGGUAAAAACAUUCACACCUGAUAUUGAACAAAGAUACAUCAGACUGAACGUGAUAUGUAUGAAUGAAUACUGCAAGUAUGAUGAUGGUAUUCCAAGUUUCCUAAAAAAUCGCCCAAGACUAUUUCUGGAUCACUGCCUUAAAAGGAUGCCACCUACUAUUCCAGAAAUAGGAGAUGACUCAAUUUCUUCUAAUGGUGCUGGAUUUGUUGUAUCAAAUCCAGCUUCUAGAAAUACCCACAGGAUUGAAUUUGGUGAACAAAUGCCAUCCUGUUCAUGUAUGGACUGGAAGAAGUAUCACUGGCCAUGUAAACAUCUCCUAGCAGUCUUCACAAAGUAUCCUGAUCAUGGAUGGGAUUUCCUUCCAGAAGGAUAUAAAGAACAGCCAACACUUUGUUUGGACAAAGACAUCAUAAACAAGGCAAAGGGAAUUGCAGAAACACAAAUCCUAGAAGAAACUCAACAACAAAUCAACCUAUUGCCAGAUGACAUUUAUCAAGACAAGUCUGAAUUUCAAAUCAGAAGAGACUGUUUUGAGUUAUUAAAAUGUAUUACAUCCAGACUCUAUUGCAUUUCGCCAAGUGAGGAUCUGUGCAUAAUAAAAAACAAACUUAUGGAAAUUGAUGAACAAGCUGAUAAACUGACACCCACACUUGCUGGCUUGCCAGUCAGGAAUGUAUUCCAAAGAGCUAAGAAAAAGAAAAUGUUGCACAUGAAACUGGAUAUGAAAAGGAAGAGUGCGAUCGAUAGUGUCAAAGAAGCCAUGCUUGAGAAGACCGUAACAAAUCUGACUGAAAUAUACCAGGAAAUGGCAGACAACAGGGUCGAAGAAGGACUACAUGUACAUUCAGAAGACAGCAAUUUGAAAAGUUGUGAAAAAGAUGUGCUUAAGAUUUGGGACAGAGCAUUGACGAAUGGGAGUCCUUUGGGCAAAAUUGGACAGUACAUUUUAACUGAUACGUCGAUUCAGUGUUUGCAGACAUGGCUGUCAGAUGAGGUGGAUGUUUACAGCUAUGAACACAUUAUUGGUGCAAUCAAUGAGAAUGGAAACCACUGGACACUGAUGCUAGUUCCUGAGGAGAAGAGUAAGUGCAGAUCUAGAUGAACCUCCAAUCUGUACGUGGGUAGUUGAAUCACCUGAACAUGCCAAACAAAUGGAGAGUCAGUCUUGUGGACUUUAUGUCCUAAAGCUAUCUGAACACUAUUUUGAUGGCAGAAGUUUGUUGUUUUCCAUGACCAGUGCAGAGAUAGCAAAAUACAGAAAAAGUGUUGCAGCUUAUUUGCUGUCAAAGUUAGUGCCGGUCAAUGAUGAUAUUACUGUAGUCGCCCAAUACAAGCUGAGGAAAAAGACAUCAACGGUAACUUGUACAUUCUACACUGUAGUGUAUUAAAAA